GAUUGCUAAUCUCAGCACGAACAGAUGAUCACGAAUUUAUACCCGAGGAUGAAGCGACGGUAAACGUUGAUGCAUUGGUGAACGAGGUCGACUUCGAACACGCAAUCCCAACUGCUAUACCUGCCCACCAUUUCGAACAACCCCGUCGUGCAACACCUUCGGUGCCUCCUGGAUUUUCCAUACCCACCUCGUCGAGAGCCAAUGUUAGCCAACAGGCUCAGCCAAUGUCUCGCACUGCAUCAUCUAGUAUAGCACCGGCUGUUCCAGUAGUGCCCGCGAUGCCCAUUCGCCCUGUGACGCCUACCAAGUCCAAGAAGGAGAAACAAGCCAAGGAUGCCAUACUUAGUUCGAACCAGAACACCCCCCGAACACCUGAAAUGAACUCUAAACCGGCUACUCCGAUUAAGUCUGAACGAAAGCCACCGGCUGCAAAAGCACAAGCUACUAAGACCAUGGCGAAGAACAAAUCGGAAUCGACGUCUUCGGCGAUAAUAGAAGGAAAUCAGGUGUCCACGCCCGAGCCUGCAUCUAAAUCAAAGACCGAUAAAAGCAACAAAAAAGCGAAUGUAACACCUAAACCAGAGAUGACAACGCCGCAGGAAGUCAAAGCCAUCGCCACGGCCGUGAAGACACCCAGCUCAUCCAAGCGGCAGCAUCCUGGUAAAUUAGAUAUAAGCGCUGCUACACAGGCCUCUGAUGCGGACUCGACCCCAUUCUCCAGCGCAGUCAAAUUGGACUCGAACUCGAAGAGUCUACGUGCCUCCUCCCUGUCGAAUUCUGGGUCUGUUUCAGAGAGCCCCGCGGCAACAUCGACUGGUUCUCCCAUCAAGCGUGCUACAGCACCGAGAACUCUUCGUGUUCUUCCCACGCCAAAAACAGAGAAUGUCGUACCUCUAUCAGCCAUUUCGACAGCUUCAGUUCCCCAUGUUCCGAAUGUCGAUAAACUUAGGUCUCGCCAAGCCAGCGUUGCUUCAAUCAAUCCACCUGGCACCCCUGUCAGCGACAUGAUCUCCGAUAUUGCGUCCGUAACAUCAACCUCGGUUUCCCGGGCCAAUUCUCCGCCUCCCAUUGGUGGCAAAGUCGGCACUGCUCCAGUUAGGAAGAAGACGAAAUCACAGGCUAAGAAAGAUCGACAGGAGAAAGCUAGACACAUGCUGGAAGAGGAGGUCUUAGCUGUAGAGGAACAGGCGAAAUUGGAAGCUGAACCUGUUCAAGCACCUAUCGUUGGGCGCAAGAAGAAGACCAAGAAACCGACUGUGACCAGCGCAAAACCUGUACAGAAUGCUGGGAAGAGUCGACCGACCUCGCCCAAACCGAAAAAUGUAGAAGAGAGAGAAGAGGAAAAGCCAGAAGUCAAACCAGUAGCUGCAUCACCGGUGAAAGCGACACCUGCCCCAACCGCUGCUGCACCUGUCCCACAACCACCUCCUAUGCAGGAGCCUGCAAGCCCAGGCGAACAUAUCAAGGAUAAGCGUGAACUGAAUCCGCAUUCAAUCUUUGCGGACCUUGAAAAGAAUGGGGAAUUAUUGACUUCCUCCCUUGAGUUCUUCAAGCCACUGUCCGCUUCCCUCUCGCACAGCGCUCGUACUACGCAGCCGAGCUACACUACGACUCCCCCUAAUUUGAAGCUUCACUUCUCCGAUGCGGACAUGGAUGCUUUAGCUAACAAGAGGCCGGUUCGUCUCACUGGCCAGGAUGGAAAGUCGGAAUCAAGAACAUUGAUCACGCCACAAGGGAAAUUCUUCUGGGGAUUGACCCAGGAAUUGGAGGAGAAGGCCUUGGAAUUGGAAAAGAAUAUCGAGGAACUGAAGGGGGCCGCACGUUUCUACCCACGAAAGCAUUCAGCGCACUCACCAAAUCAUUCUGGUGUCGCCCAAGCACAGUCACAGGACGUUCUCCCUGCCAUCGCUACCGCACUCAAAGAGGCAGGUGCCAAACUCAGCAAAUCGAACAGCGAAGCAAAUUCCGAUCAUCAGAUUCCAAAGCUCGACGCUACAUCUACUCUCCUCGGUUCAACAUCUCUACCACUGCCGCCCGUCCAUGCGUCGAGCGAUGGUUGGUCGGACCUAGAUAAUCCCAUGAACAAGUCACUAGACCUUUCAGGCUUGGCUUCAGUCCCAGCUCCCCAGCCCCAACAACAGACGCCUGCCGAUGCCAUCGCAUACCUGAACCAAUUUGUUCUACCAAAGACAGACAAUCCAUCGCCAAACGUAGUCAGAACUGAGAUGGCUGCUGUUGGUGGGCCUCCAGGCUCAGGCGUCGGUAGCAUGCCCGCAAAUGUCAACAAGAUUGCCAAAGCAGCCAAGGUAGUCGCAGAUAGCAACAUUGCUAGUAACGACUUGUCAGGUAUGGGUGCCAUAGCUGCAGACCUACUCGGUGGCGUUGUCGUCCAGGGUUUGGAAGCACUCGUCGGCGCCGGUCUUGGUUUCCACAGCAGCCAGGAUCUCAGCGUCGACGCCCAGGGCAAUGUCACGCUGGGAGGAAGCGGACUCGAUGUCCAGGGUCUCGUGGACGCCAUCGGAUCCGGUAGUGGAAUCGGAGGCUUCGGCACUGCGAACAAUGGCCGCAGGGGAAGACGAAGUGUGUUGUCGAUCGACGAAGCGGAACAGGCAAUGCUAGCCGCGAAAAAGGACCACGAGGCGUUGGAGAAGAAGCUGAUUAUGCUCAUGAGACGCAACAAGAAAAUGGUCUCCAGCAUGGGCAAAGCAUAAGCGGUGGCAUGGCUGAUAGACCCAACACUCGCUGUAGGCUUCCGAAAAGAAAUCCUUUAGUAUGAGGGAUAUGUAUUGUUUGUAUUAUUACUAGCCUGGCGCUAUUCAGUAUGAAUAACGAAAACGAAGUCCAUACAUGAUGUAAAAAUAAAGCAUUAAGA
Aaosphaeria arxii CBS 175.79 is the source of this 2872-nucleotide messenger RNA. RefSeq lists its product as uncharacterized. The record is from RefSeq and is a predicted model, not a curated record. Bases 225 to 2711 code for a protein of 828 amino acids. The transcript has a single exon. Lineage: Eukaryota; Fungi; Ascomycota; Dothideomycetes; Pleosporales.